AGCUGCCUUGUUUAAUAAUUAAAUAGUCCUCAAAUUUAUUUUAAUUUCCAUUCUACGAAAUCAUGUCUUCCCGAAAAGCUGCUGGUCGUCGUGGAACCACGAAGAAGCGUGCACAGCGUGCCACUUCCAAUGUUUUUGCCAUGUUCGAUCAGGCACAAAUCGCAGAGUUUAAAGAAGCCUUUAAUAUGAUCGAUCAGAAUCGCGAUGGGUUUGUGGAAAAGGACGAUUUGCAUGAUAUGCUGGCCUCGCUGGGUAAAAACCCCACCGAUGAGUAUCUGGAUGCCAUGAUGAAUGAAGCGCCAGCAGGUCCAAUAAACUUUACCAUGUUCUUAACACUCUUCGGUGAGCGCUUGCAGGGCACUGACCCCGAGGAUGUGAUCAAGAACGCCUUUGGCUGUUUCGACGAGGAUAACACAGGCGUGGUGUCAGAGGAUCGUCUGCGUGAGCUGUUAACCACUAUGGGUGAUCGCUUUACGGAUGAGGAUGUGGACGAGAUGUUCCGUGAAGCACCUAUUAAGAAUGGUCUAUUUGAUUACAUCGAAUUCACUCGCAUACUCAAGCAUGGCGCCAAGGACGAGCAGGAGGCUUAAGUCGACUUAAAUUUAUGUAACUUUUGUGCCACAUUUUAUAAUUUUCCAAGAAAGGCAACUAACUACUUAAGUCCCACUAAAACAUUCACAAUUUAGUUGUAUGUGAAAGUAUUGAUUAGAACAAUAAUAUUAAAUGUUUACAUGUUAACUUAAA
Molecule: messenger RNA, 744 nt
Organism: Scaptodrosophila lebanonensis
Lineage: Eukaryota; Metazoa; Arthropoda; Insecta; Diptera; Drosophilidae
Product: myosin regulatory light chain sqh-like
Exons: 1
Coding region: 63-590 (175 amino acids)
Biological process (GO): locomotion; post-embryonic development
Cellular component (GO): cytoplasm; myosin II complex
Molecular function (GO): myosin heavy chain binding; calcium ion binding
Source: RefSeq, a predicted model, not a curated record